This is a messenger RNA of Acaromyces ingoldii, 461 nucleotides long. RefSeq lists its product as hypothetical. Lineage: Eukaryota; Fungi; Basidiomycota; Exobasidiomycetes; Exobasidiales; Cryptobasidiaceae. The record is from RefSeq and is a predicted model, not a curated record. Gene Ontology annotation, cellular component: mitochondrion. The coding region runs from base 1 to 252 and encodes 83 amino acids. The transcript is spliced from 4 exons.
AUGGGAGAGGAACAACUGCACGUCGCUUCGCUCGAAGAGUCCAACGCGGCCCGCCUGCCCAUCGGCUGGCGCGACAACUGCAGCGCGCUGCUGAUUCCGCUCAACAAGUGCCGGAAGGAGACCCUGUACGCUCCAUGGAAGUGCGAGGAUGAGCGACACACGUACGAAAAGUGCCAAUACGACGACUUCGUUCGGAGAUCAAAGGCUCUCUCGCAGAAGGUCCUCGCCGUCAAGGAGGAAGAGGCCGUGUAGAUGACACGAAAGCAGCAAAAGAGAGCGAGGCCAGUCAUAUGGGAAUGAUAAUUUUACAAGAUGAGCAAUGUGGGACAUGUCAGGCGCAUGGAUAUGGUACAGUGGGAUACGUCUAAUAGGAGCCAGACGGCGAGUCUCGCUAUGAGGACCCUCUCUGGGGGUCUUCUUGGGAGUUCUUUUGGCGCUCCUGAAACGCAUCGUAGGCGCGU